This is a messenger RNA of Pseudomassariella vexata, 1630 nucleotides long. RefSeq names its product P-loop containing nucleoside triphosphate hydrolase protein. The coding region runs from base 411 to 1220 and encodes 269 amino acids. Gene Ontology annotation, molecular function: ADP binding. The transcript is spliced from 3 exons. The record is from RefSeq and is a predicted model, not a curated record. Lineage: Eukaryota; Fungi; Ascomycota; Sordariomycetes; Amphisphaeriales; Pseudomassariaceae.
UCGCUGCCCUCGGUACCCCUUUCAGGGGCACACAGAUGCAGAGUCUGGCCAAAAAGGUUGCAUGGAUCUUGGACCCAACCGGUUCUCACCUAGAACAAGACGGAAAGCAUCUAGAAGACAAGGUCCACGAUUUUGGCGUGCUUCGGGGGAAGCUAGCCAUACCUACAUGUUGCUUAAUUGAGUUAUAUGUUUCCAACUAUGGAAAGAAGGUUAAACUACCAGGACUGGCUGGAAGAAUGGUGGUAGAAGAGGAAUCUGCUCACAUACCCGGCUGGGCUCGGGUAUUCCUUAAAACGGAUCACUUCAAUCUCAACAAGUUCGAAGGCCCAAAUGACCGUUCCUUCUUAAGCGUCUCAGAAGAGAUACAGAAGAUGUGUAGAGAAGCGAAGAGUGUGCUUGAACGAAGAUAAAUGAUUAUCCAGGAAUCCCACUAUAUUGGCUUAUUUGGACGGAACGGGGCCUUCACCGGGCGCGAAUCUACCUUGGAGCAGCUUCUUGAGAGAAUAAUCCCCGGUACGAACAAGGACGACUGCCAGAGGACUGCUAUCGAGGGCCUUGGAGGCGUUGGCAAAACCCAGAUAGCCCUCGAGGCGGCGUAUCGUAUUCGCGAUGCCUACGACAACUGCUCUAUCUUCUGGGUACCGACCGUAGAUAUUAACAGCUUUGAGAACGCCUAUCGCCAAAUCGGUAAAGCACUCGAUGUCAAAGGGCUCGACGACGACAAGGUAGACGUCAAGCUCCUUGUGAAGGCCGCCCUCGAAGACGAGAGCGCUGGCAACUGGCUUUUAAUCAUCAAUAAUGCUGAUGAUCUUAAGUCAGUAAAAGAACUCUCUAGCUCUCUUCCGUUCAACUGGAAGGGCUCGAUCCUUUUUACGACACGAAACCACCAAGCUACGGUAGAGCUUGAUAUAGUUUGGAGAAAUAUCGUGAUCGUAGAGAAGAUGAAUAAGACCGAAGCUCUUGAGAUGCUACGGAAUGGCUUAAAUGAGAACCAGACGCAAGAUAUUAAAAGCACCGAAACCCUACUAAAACUUCUGGCGUAUCUACCCCUGGCUAUUAAGCAGGCCUGUGCAUUUAUAGCUAAAACGGGGAUAUCGACUGGAAAAUACCUUGAAUAUUGCCUAUCGAGCAACGAGAUUUUAAUUAAUUUGCUCGGCGAGGAGUUUCAGGAUCGCGGACGCUACGAGGUGACAAAGAAUCCGGUAGCGACAACUUGCUAAUUUUGUUCGAUCACAUUACGCGGGAUCAACCACUUGCAGCAAAGUACCUAAAAUUUAUAUGCUUCCUCGCAGAGAAAGACAUUCCGGAAUUUCUACUUCCCCUAAGAGAGGAUAAUCCUAAAGUAGUCGAAGCUAUCGGCACUUUAAAAGGGUAUGCAUUUAUUACCCAACGGGGCGACUCCGAGCCGUUCGAUAUCCAUCGGCUCGUUCGACUAGCUACGCGUAACUGGCUACAGGUGAAAGGCGAGUGGCAAGAAUGGACUACGUAUGUUAUAAAAUACUUAUCAAGGGUAUGCCCCUUCCCUAAGUACGAUAAUAGGGAGAUCUGGAUAAGGUAUCUACCGCAUGGGCAGUCGGUACUAGAGUUUCGAAAGGACUGUUCUAAUAAGAUAUCUGAAGGAAUUCUUCUA